Molecule: messenger RNA, 1133 nt
Organism: Pseudopipra pipra
Lineage: Eukaryota; Metazoa; Chordata; Aves; Passeriformes; Pipridae
Gene: ZNF346
Product: zinc finger protein 346
Exons: 7
Coding region: 72-923 (283 amino acids)
Molecular function (GO): double-stranded RNA binding; zinc ion binding
Source: RefSeq, a predicted model, not a curated record
GCCGUUGCUAGGCGCGGAGGGGGCGCGCGGGCCGGCUCUCGCGAGAACAGCGUGAGGCGGCGGUGGUGGCCAUGGCGGACGGGGCCGGUAGCAACGGGGACGCUGCGGGGCCGCCGGUGGGCAAAGAGGCGGUGGAGCGGCUGAUCCGGGAGAACGGACACAUCUUCACCGAGGCGCAGUGCAAGGUGUGCAGCGCCCUGCUCAUCUCCGAGUCGCAGCGUCUGGCGCACUACCAGAGCAAGAAACACGCCAACAAGGUGAGGCGGUACCUGUCCAUCCACGGUGGGGAGGAGGGCGCCCACGGGAAGAAGAUGAAGCUGGAGGCGAAGCAGGACAGCAAGCAGGAAGGCAGCAACGGGGAGGACAGGAACAAGUGUUGUCCCAUCUGCAACAUGACCUUCUCCUCUCCAGCCGUGGCAACAUCUCACUACUUGGGCAAGACUCAUGCCAAGAACAUGAAGCAGCAGGCCCCCAAAGCGGAAGAAGCAGUGCCCCCACAGAAACACCCUGCUGCUCUCCCCACCUCUACUGCAUCUUCUAACGAAGAGAACAAGGACAUUACUGACCCAGACAAGUUCUGUAGCCUCUGCCAUGCCACUUUCAACAACCCCCUUAUGGCAAAACAGCACUAUGUAGGCAAGAAGCACAGAAAGCAAGAGACCAAACACAAGCUGAUGGCGCACUAUGGCCGAACCCCUGAUGCACCUGCAUCGUCCUUCAUGGCCGGGAAGGGCUACCCCUGCAGCACGUGUAACAUAGUGCUGAACUCCAUAGAGCAGUACCAAGCUCACAUCAGUGGCUUCAAACACAAGAAUCAGAUGCCAGGAGCAGUGCCAGUUGUCGGACCGUUCCCACCGCAGCAGUAUGUCCGGGAAGAGUCAACUGCCCCAGGAGGCUACAGUUACUUCAGCCAAGACUUCUAGAGCAAGUUGCAGCACUGUUCUUGGAGUUGUUGGUGGCCCCAGAACGCACAUCCUUUGCCAGCCCACAACGGUUUCAUUAUCCCUCUGGAUAAGCAAAACCCUACCCUCCUGUAUGCACUCGUUGAGCAGAACGAGGACUGAAUCUGUCAGGAAAAGGAUCCAGCUGGAAGAGACUUGCUAGACAGCAAAUACUUCACUCCCUUUAGAGUA